Sycon ciliatum is the source of this 5724-nucleotide messenger RNA. RefSeq lists its product as uncharacterized. The coding region runs from base 581 to 5209 and encodes 1542 amino acids. The transcript is spliced from 6 exons. The record is from RefSeq and is a predicted model, not a curated record. Lineage: Eukaryota; Metazoa; Porifera; Calcarea; Leucosolenida; Sycettidae.
GUUCUACUUCUGUACAUAGGAUAACGUUUAUAUUAGAGGUGAUCAGGACUUGGGUCAUAUCAUUUGGCGCAGACCCAGGGUUGUGAUUGCAAACACUACAACACUACAAUAGCUGUGCAAUCGCCAUACCACGGUACAUGUAUUGCCAGUGGAAACCCACCACUUCCUGACUAGUCCUAGUGCGAUACAACAACGACAGUCAGCACUGUAUUCCGCUAAUCUGGAUCAGUCUGGUGUUGUUUUCUCUGUUGGCUAGUGCACCCUAAACAAAAACGCACUGUCUGACUGUGCUGGAUGUGGUAUCCGGCUCUGUUUCCUUCUGCUUGUUUCUUUGCCGUGUUGCAACCACUCUGUGACAUGGCUUUGCAUGCAUGGCUGAUUAGCAUUCUAUGCAUGUAUUCACCAUUGCAUGUAUUUGGGACUGGGCAUGGGUACUCCAGUCCUAGUUUGCUUCCCUCGCCUGAAAUUGACAAGAAACAUGAGUGCUCCGUGGUGGAGGAGCCCUGAAUGAGCUACCAGCGGUAGUGUGGCACGCUGUUUGCCAUUGGCUGUUAUUCCUCCAUAGCCUGUUAUAACAGCUAUGAUGAAGGCAAUCCGAAAGCUGUUCAGGCGUAAAAGAAGGAAUGGCACAAGUAGAAUGAAGGGUGCCAGUCCGGACAGAGCGAGUGCUGGGAAGGCACGCGUCCUUCAGCAGGGUACCGGCGACGUGGCCUUCAUCCAGUCCUGCCUGCCAAAGGUGCCAGUGAGCUACAACCCUGACUGGAGAUGGUAUUCUAGUUGCAAUCUAACCAUUCAUAAUCGAGAAGCAGGAAGCGUGGGUCGAGAGCUGUGCUUUUCAGUGGCGCAGAAGAGCAAAUGGCUUGGUCGAAAGAAGUCCACGGAGGUGGGAGUGGGUACACUGCCAUUGUCCAUUCCUCUGCAUCGUCUCAAUGGCGUUCACCCCGUCACCCUCUUCAACGACCUCUCUGGCAAAAAAACGCAGGCGUAUCAUUCCUGCAUUCUGGCGUUUUCUCCGCUCAACACAAGUGCAGUCACUGGCAGUAGCAGUGGCAGCAAAGCCAAAGGGGCCAUGCAAGCCGCGGCUAUCUCCGCGGGCUUUCUACUCGGUCUUCGGUUUGACACGGAGGCAGAGCUGCUCAUGUGGGUUGCUGCUAUCAAAGAUGCUGUCUCUUCGCCGAUUGGCUCAAGCCACCUUCCCAGUGUGUUCCACGUCACCGUGCCGCGCCAUCAAGUGAUCGACGCGCAGGACGCACUGCUGAUGCUCGAGCCGGUGACGCCGUACCCGAGCAAGGUUGUCCUGCGCCAUGCCAUCACCCUGGACACCAUAUACGAGGUCGAGCUGUGGAAGGUGGUUUCCAUUGGCCACCGCCUGGAUGUCGCUCAGCUGUGGAUUGAGGCGGUCCCAGCGACGACGAAAAGUCGCGACAAUGUCAUGCUGACCGUGCUGUGCAACGACGUUCCCAAGGCCAGUGAAGCGCUGCGCCAGGCCAUUUCUCCACAUCUGAUGUAUGAUGAAACACUGGUAGAGGAUGUCAGCAACCAGCUAGUCACCUAUUGCAAGCGCCGUGUUCAACCCAACAGCACCCAGAACGGUGCAUCAUCACCCACACUAAAGUCUAGCCUGGCUGCCGUCGCUCUCUCACCAGACCGACGUGGUAGCUCUGUAUCGACCAACAGCUCCAUCUUCUCAUGGAAGAGUCUACCCAACCUGCAGAAGGAAUCUAUCAACUGUGUGUAUGGCUCGAUCGGUGACACAGCCAGCUCGGGCUCUUCAGAACACCUUCCCGGCUCUGUUUCUUCCAACUCUGCUGCACUGCAGGCUUUGAAGCCAUUUGCUGCUGUGCCGUCUUCCGUGCGCCAGGCAGAUGUGAGUCAGCUGUGCCUUGAUGAUAGGCCCUACGAUCUAACUCCUCUCAAUCCGGCCAGUAAAUAUCGCAACAUGCUCAGCCAGCAGUCGACACACUCACUGCCGUCCACCAGAAUCAUCUCCGCUGACCACCGUAGCUCCAGCUUGCACGAUCUGCGCUCCAUCGGCGUGCAGCAUCGACGGGACAAGCUGCAGGCCAUGCCAAAAGCCAUCGACAUUCACAACCUGGAGGUGGGCAGACUCAACUCUCGGGCUAAGCUUCUGCCGGGCCAGCUGGACAUGCCCGGUGAUGACUUGGCAAUUAGCACGUCUGAUCGCCCUUUGACACCUGACUUACCUGAAUACCAAAAUGUUCUAAGUGAUAAACCCCUGGUGUCCAUGACAGUUGGUUCGGAUAGAAGUAUGCCUGGCCCAGAUGGGUACUCAAAAAUUCCUCCAGAUCAGAGCCCGGCCAAUACAACAACGGCCAUGGAUCGUGUCCGUAAAAUGGAGGAGCGCCGUCAAGCCUUCAAGUCAGAGUCUUCUCUUACUCAUGCAUCUACUCUGCCGCGGUCGAUGGGUCGACCUGUUCAGGACAGCGUCCGUGCAGGUCGCAACGAACUGCCUCUGCCUGAUCUAAAUGCAGAGUAUGUUGACAUGUCCGGCUCUGCUGCAGGUGCAGUGGUGGCAGCGUCCGGGGCACCUGUUCACUCCGCCCGACAUUCAGUUGCUGCAUUGAGUCAUGCUGCGUCACUCGGUCAGCUACCGCUGAUCCCACGUACUGCCAGUAGUGUUGGUGGCAGGAGACCGCACAAUGAAUCACAGUGUCGCAGUGGCACGCUCAGUUCCAAUAGUGAUCAGUCGCUAAGCCCAACUGGAAGCGAUAAUGCAUUUGCUUCUCAUUACUAUCACGAUAUCUCUGUGCAGUCACAGAAGAACUCAACCGCAGUGUCACAAGCACAGCCAUCUAUACACACUGCUGCUUCUCGUUCAAAGUCAACCCCGAAUGCCGUCGCCAACAAACUCUCCGCUCCUCCUGAAGAGCCCAAGGCGUUGCAGCGUGCAAAGAAGAUUUCGAGCCGCAGAAAAGAAGCUGCGAAUGCAAAGGCUCCGCCACCGCCAGGGCAGGCCAUUUCAAUGGAGCCUCUCAUGCCGUCCACCACAGCGCCCAAUGCAAGGCCAGUUGUGACACCAACUAUGCUGCCAGCUGACUCCACGUACACUACAACAACGCAUGUCCAAGAAAGGCGAGCUGCUUUGAAGUCCAGGAGCACAAGCGAUGAUACUCUGUCCGAUGUCAACUAUGCUCGUUUGGAUUUGAAAAGUGCAGCUCCUGCUAAAACUGGCGUAGGCAAAGUUUCACCUGAAGGCACAUCCAAGUCAACCACUGAGAAUGCUGACAUGAAUGCUGCGUCCGUUGUAAGCAGUACGUAUGAUAUACCUCCGCCACCAGUGCCCUUGUCAAAUGCUGAUAGUGAUGCUGCCUCUCAAGCUUCAUCGCAUAAUACAUACGAUGUCCCGCCACAUCCGGUACCUGCACCAAGGUCCGGAGAGAGUAGUGUGCCCCUCAACUCCAUCCACGAAUACGAUGUACCUCAAAAAGGCUCCAGCUUGCAUGUCAGCAGCAAUACUGUAUCUUCGAGCACAAAUACAUCCAAUGUGCCUAGUCUUGCUCCGUGUCCAGGACCUGUUGCCGAGGAUCCUGGUACGUACGACGUCCCACCUCAUCCGGUACCUGCCGUUAGGCCCGGGGAUAAUGGACCGUCCCUGAAUUCCGUGCCAGAACGUGAAUCACUUCCCGCACGAAAUUUCAAUGACACCCCUGACCAUACGAUGACACCUGUGGCGAAAGAUUCCAGUUCGAGUGUCAGCGAUAACAAUUCGUCUUCUGUCAUGUCAGCUGAUGUACCUGAUCUAUCACCGCGUUCUUUGCAUGCUGCUGAAGGUCCUGAUACCUAUGAUGUUCCACCACGUCCUGUGCCAGCAGCAAGACCUGUGGGCAGCAAUGCAUCCCUCAAUUCCCAACAGUCUGAUGAUGUUCCGCCACUCCCAGCGCGAAACUAUGAAGAAGUUCCCAAGAGUGGAACUUCACCACCGACUAUAGCCCAAUCCGGCUCAGAUGUCAGCAUCACGUCAUCUUCAGUCGAGUCUUGCAAUGCUGCUGAAGGUCCUGAUACCUAUGAUGUUCCACCAUGUCCUGUGCCAGCAGCAAGACCUGUGGGCAGCAAUGCAUCCCUCAAUUCCCAACAGUCUGAUGAUGUUCCACCACUCCCAGCGCGAAACUAUGAGGAAGUUCCCAAGAGUGGAACUUCACCACCGACUAUAGCCCAAUCCGGCUCAGAUGUCAGCAUCACGUCAUCUUCAGUCGAGUCGUGCAAUGCGUCUAGUCUCCCACCUCGUCCUGGACCUGAUCAUGCCGAAUCUUACCACGUUGACAUCCGCAAUAUGCUGACAACGGUUAGCGAGACAGAAUCCCUGGCUGAGUGUGGUGCGGGUAACUCAUAUGACGUACCUUCCACGCUAGCACGGCGUCCCACCAGAAAGCCUAGUUAUGAGGAGGUCAUACUGUUUGCUGAUGGUCGUGGCUUAGCAAGUAGUCCCGCAGUGUUCUCCACUUCCAGAGACAGUGGAUCGCAACAAGACGGAAACGGCAACGUCGAUGAUGAUGAAUACAUGAGCAUGGACAGUGCCCGUGCUGCUCACGCCAAGAUGAGUGUACCGGUGCCCGCUCCCAGAAGCAAACUUCCUGCAUCCAGUAAUAAUGAUGUGUCCACUGCUAGCGAAGCUGAUUUGCACCAGCCAUUGCUGGCACCGCAGCAGCAGCCCGGCCGGCCAAGAGACAAUCAUUACAUUGAUGUUAAAAUAGAUAUGAGAGCUGGCCUGCCACGCUAUCCUGCUCGCUCGCAUGUCACACAGCAGUUGGAUGAAGAUGAUCAGUACGUCAACUUGAGCACCGAUGAGAGAACUGGCCCACCGCGGUACAUGGCUGAGUCCCAGUCCCAGACGGGUGUGUAUUCGUCACAAGAUGUACUGUGUGAUUCUGACGACGACCAGUACGUGUCAGUGGAGUCCCGGCGAUUGUUCAGUGAAACGUCCGGUGCUGCCUGGGCCAAUACCGUCGAUGAAGACUGUUGCAGUCUCGUGUCGACACGCAAUGUGUACUCGUCUGUAGACGAGCUUGACAACACGGCAGUUGUACUGGGAAACACCAGCCUGCAGCGUGGCAGUCGGCCCCGCUUUCUUGUCAGCCGCACGGUCACAGUUGACGACAAUUACAUGGACAUGAGCGACACGCUGAGAAAGAAGCGACAGCAGCUUGAAAGUACACCUGCCCAGACCUCAGUGAACAGUAGCACUGACUAGCCUAUUUGUAGUGCAACUUGAUUUUUUGCCCACUAGCCUUUUAAUACUAUACUUGCUGUACAGCAUACAACAGCAAUCAGCAUAUCAUAAACCACUACUCUGUGACGUUAAACACGUUUGUGUGGUGACUCUCCACUAUUCAGAAUUGCUUAUUUUGACGCAAGAAAGCACAAAAACCAUAUCACUGAAAUCCGCUGCAUACUAUGAAAAUAGACAUUCUCUGAUGUACAUGUAAUUCAAUUGAAAAUACUAGUAGAUGACAACAUGUUUAGCCACUAUGCAGCUGGCUGAAGAACAUCGUAUCCCGGUGAGAAUACGGUAACAGAAUAUUACAUUUGGAUUGUUCUGCUCAUUUUGUCGAAUCAGACAUUAUUGUACUAUAAUUAGUACCAAUGCUCACAAUAGCUGUCUUAUAUUGGUCAUGCCCUUUCAGUAUUUUAGUACAGUAUUUCUAUCAUAUGUUCCAUACAAAAGUGCUCUUGAUUGCACCCAACCAGUUUGAUAUUUAGCCCGAA